Messenger RNA from Rotaria sp. Silwood1, 1032 nucleotides. The record is from the annotation of a GenBank genome assembly. Lineage: Eukaryota; Metazoa; Rotifera; Eurotatoria; Philodinida; Philodinidae.
AUGUCAUUUACAACAGACUUCAUUUCUGCAUUGGAUUUAGCCAUUCGUUACCUUAAUAUUUCUGCUGAAUCAUUUGUUUUUAUUUUUGGUAUAAUUGGUAAUAUUCUCAACAUCAUUGUUUUCAUAAGUUUGAAAACAUUUCGUACAAAUCCAUGUGCUUUUUGUCUGCUCAUAUUAUCAAUAUCUGAUAGUGGCAUGUUAUUAUUUAAUACAUUGCCAAAUAUUUUUGUGAACAUCUUCAAAGUUUACGGCGACGUGAAUAGCAUGUUUCCAUGCAAAAUAUCAAUAGCUUUUGGACAAGUAUUCGGUUUAAUGUCACACAUGAUUAUGUGUGUGGCUGUUAUCGAUCAAUGUAUGUCAACAUCAAUGUAUGAACGACGUCAAGGUAUCAAUCUCAAAUUGAUGCGAUGCUUAAUUGUUAUUUUUAUAUUUGUUUCUAUUUUACACGGCAUUCCAUUUCUUGUUUUUUAUGAUUUCCAACCAUUACCCGGAAUAAAUGCGACGGCAUGUGUUCCCAAAAAUAAAGAUGGACCGUUUGCUAAGUAUGCCAUAUAUAUUAGUUUUCCUAUCAUUCAAGGUUUUAUACCUAUUUCCAUCAUGAGUGUAUUUGGUCUGAUGGCUUUUCGUAAUGUUCGUACUAUGUCCAAAAGAAAAGUAUCUAUUAUACGGCUACGUUUGGAACAACAAUUAACAGCAAUGGUGUUAAUAAGAAUUCUUAGCGUUUGCAUCACUGUAAUUCCAUUUCUUAUUGUAUACGUUAUUCGAUAUAUAAUAUCAUCGCGUAUCAAUAAUCCUAUUGUUCAAAAACAAUAUCAAUUAGUUAAUCGUGUCUUUACGAUUCUGUUCUUUGUAAAUUAUGCAGUUGGUUUUUAUAUUUUUCUUUCAAUUUCUGCACGAUUUCGUCGACAAUUGAAAUUUAUUCUAUUCGAUGUAUAUUUGAAAAAGUGGCGUGCAAAAAGAAAUGCUAAUCGAAUUCAACCUACUGAAAGAAGUUUUGUGUUUCCAAUUAGUAAUAAUUGGGAACAUUAUUAA